Messenger RNA from Scylla paramamosain (green mud crab), 6580 nucleotides. It is a transcript of the gene Psf2, whose product is annotated as DNA replication complex GINS protein PSF2-like. The transcript has 5 exons. Lineage: Eukaryota; Metazoa; Arthropoda; Malacostraca; Decapoda; Portunidae. Gene Ontology annotation, biological process: double-strand break repair via break-induced replication; DNA replication. The record is from RefSeq and is a predicted model, not a curated record. Gene Ontology annotation, cellular component: nucleus; GINS complex. The coding region runs from base 153 to 710 and encodes 185 amino acids.
ACCUUCCUAGCUUUGUAGAAAUUGUUGACGUGGACACUCAGGAGGAGAAAGAGAAAACGGAGGGUUCAUUUUGUCUUUUAGGGCACAAAAAUAUGGACGAGAACUUUGCACAAAAAUAGUGUCCAAGAAGUUAUAGAUAUUGAAGGUUAACAAUGGAUGCUGCGGAGGUGGAAUUUCUAGCUGAGAAAUUACCUAUCUCCAUUGUGCCAAACUUUGCCCAAGACAAACUUUACCUUAUAUCAGGUGAUGUGGGACCAUUUAGCCCAGGAAUCCCAGUGGAGGUGCCUCUGUGGCUUGGGCUAAACCUCCGUCAAAGAAGUAAAUGUCGCAUAGUUAUCCCUGACUGGCUGGAUGAAGAGAAGCUAGCUGAGAAAAAGGAAGAAGAGGCUCAAUCCAAGGUGUUUACACAAAUGCCAUGUGAGCAUUAUAUGAUAGUUGCUCAGUUACUGCUGUCCGCUGAACCUGAAGGCAUUCCUAACUCACAACAGGUUAAGACACUUCUUAAGGACAUCUGGGACCUGCGCAUCUCUAAGCUACGGUCAUCUGUGGCAGACUUCAUCCUCAGUGAGGGAUCACAUGCAAAGCUGGAUCGACUGACACACAUGGAGAUCAACAGCAUCAGACCCUUCCUUCCUCAUUCAUUAGAUCAGUUUCAUCGUCUUGCAAAAUCUGCACAUAACACUGAACUUUCUCAAACACAAGACUUGUAAAUGAACGGUGUGAGCAUAAAAACUCAAUAUUGGUGUAUUCGUUCUAUGCAUGUGGUGGCAUUCUGGAAAGCUGUUCACAUAACCAGGUUUCCAUAUAAUGUAGUCUAUUUUUCUAUUAAAUCUUAUUAUUGAUUGAAAUUAUAUAAAAUUUUCUGACUGAAACUGUAUCUAUCUAUAUAACAGGAUGGCAGUCCACAUGAGGUGGCCCAGACAAAGCAUCACACACUCACACAUGCAUUCACACUCUUAGCCCUAUCAGCUUCUGGUGGGUAUGGAUGGUCAUGUGGACCACCAUACUACACUCCUGAAGCUCUGGAAUUGUAUGGCAUAUUUUAAUUGUUUAAGCCUAUAAUUACAAAUAUAUACAUAUAUAUUUUUAUAAAGUUAAACUAAAAAGCUACAAGUACUAUCUUUGAGAUGAAAAUACUUUGAAGUAAAGCUAUGUUAUAUCCUGUGGUUGACAGUUGUGUACAGUGUGAGUGGGAUGAUUAAGGUGAGGAAAUUGGAUGAAAAAAAAAUUAAGAAAUUAGAUCAUUAUGCAUAAUUGCCAAAAAAACUAAGGUGCAUGAAAUGUGAACAUUUAACACUAAAUAAGAAAAUUAAAAGUUGAAAUAAGGUUAAUAAAAUAUUAAUGUUGGUGCAAUAAUGCAAUAACAGAAGAGUUCAAGGAUGGGAGAGAGUGGAUCUUGACUUCCAGGUUUGGAUAAAUACUGUGAUGUGAAAGACCAAUUGGACUCGGCUAUGAAAAACUGAAUGGUCAAACAUAAAGUGUAGUGUACGUACAUACAUGAAAUGCACAUGAAUGAGUAGAGCUGUACUUAUCUAUAUAUACAUAUACAUUGUGUAUAAUAUUGUUGAAUGUAAAAUUGAAAUAGUAGAAAAAAAAAUAAGAUACUAGUGAAUAAACAAGUAAAAAGCAAUUGGAAAUCAAUAAAACAUAAGAAUGCAGCAAAGUGGUAACUGUGAUUAAAUUAUGAAUGCAGUUAUCAGUAACUCCAGUCAGUAGUCCAGUUGGCCCAGAUGGAGGUUUAUUUUUUUGCCCAAACAAGAGACACUGGUGUCACCUGAUGCUGUGAUUUUUCCCUCGGGUGGUGGGCGGGUGGACAAAUGUAUUUUCACCUACUGCAUCCAUAUACCAUGUAGAGGUGGACAGGUUCUAUCAUUUCCAUACCCCUUGCACCAGUAUAGUAGGCUGAAUGUCAUAAACUGAUGUAUGGGAAGGAAACCAGGAGUAGAGAUGUGUGUGGUGACAGCUGGCCUCACAGUACAGAGUGUACUGACUGCUGUACACAUGACUUUGGACAUGAAGACAUUGAAGACAUGAAAUGGUGGAGAUUGUACCUGGUAAUAAUCUGCCUUGAGCUUUACAGAUCUUCAUAACUUUAAUUUUCAACAUCUACUGCUCCGAAUGCAAUGCUAUAUGUGCAAGCUGUUACAUACAGCAGAUUGCUUUAUACUUCAGAUACUAUUCAUAUAAACAAGACACAUGAAGGUUCACCUCAUGACAAAAAUACUCCAUACUCACCUGUGACUACUCAUUAAUAAUGGUAAAUUAUUGAAGCUUUUUUAUAAUGAAUUUUAAUUUCUAUCAGGUAACUGAGUUCAGUUCAUCAUUUAGUAAUUGAACAUUCUGAUGUCCACCACUAAAUUUGUUACCUGAUAUGGCUGCAUGAGUUUUACUUCACACUGCACAUGUCUGCAAACUCUUCAUUUAGUAUUUAUAAUUAUCUAUCAGAUUCAUAAAAUAUUUAAUUAUUGUUUAUGUACUCAUCACGUAGCAGAUAUCUGUAAACUAAUCUGUAAACUAUUUUUAGUGUACUGCAUGUGAAUAAGUAAUACUCAACUCAUGAACAAAUGAACAAUGAAAUCCAAACUUGAGCAGAUAUAAAUAGAAGAUGCAUGUGUGUGUUACAGAAUUAUGAAAUCAAAGUAACUAUGAUCCAAACCAUUGAAAAAUUAUACUUUUGAGAUAUAUCUGACACUUUCAUUCUUUAAUUUUUAGUCUAUGGUGUAUUGUGUGUUUGCACAUGUGUGAACUAGGCAAUUUUCAGCAGUGAACAGAAGACAUAAAAGCAAUAAAACAUGUCAUUGCAUGCUAACAAAUGCAUACUCAUAUCUACUGAGAUAUGCCAUGCCUUCAAGUACAAACCUGAAUGGAGUCUGAGACUACACAGAGAGGAUACUGGAUUAGAUGAAGACAGGAAUUAUAGUUUUUUUCUUUUUAAGGACUUGUUCCUGAAGUGCACAGAUGUAAAUAAUUCAUAUAUAAAUUUAUUUUUGUACUAAUCCAAAAACAUAUCGGAUGCAUUUCUGAGAGGAUACUUGCCCAUUGUUUAACAUAAGUUUCCCUAUUUUGACAUUUGCUAGACUAAUAAUAUCAAUAUAGGGAAUAUAACUACACCAUUGCCUCACUUGAUGAAAGGUUUCCAUUCCUAGAAAAUGUUUUGUUAGACAACAAUAUUUUCCAUUGGCUUUCAUGAUAAUACUGUAGUAGAGAAUAAGAUAACAAAAAGGUGCAAGUUUAUGCCAAAGAUUACAAAGUGAUUAGAGAUGACAGAUAAUACUGACAAAGCUCAGCAGUAAUUCUGCACCUCUGUGAUGUAAGAGUGAGCUCGGCUAUGGAUUAUUUUAAUUGGGCCAAGGGUGGCAGCACACAGCCUAUCCAGGUGGUCAUCCUUCCAUGUGGGUCAGUCAGUAGAUGGAUAUCUGAGGAAACAUGGAGAAGGUAAAGUGUGGUAACCUUGAUUUUACAAGUUACUCUGCAUCCUUAAAUAAGGCAACUUUAGCUGUUUUGGGUUAAAAACUGAUAAAACAAACAUGUGUUGUGAAAAGUGGAGCCCCUAGACACAUCACAGGCUCAAACACUGAUGACACAUGCAUAAAUAUUGUAAGGCAAUGGAGCCUGGCAUGUACCCAGUUAUCUAUAGCAUGUAUAGAUGGUGUGGAGGAAUGGAUGGCCAUGCUGGACUAGGUCAGCAAGGGUCAUCUUGUUGCAUACUGUGGAAAGCAUUUUCAUGUUACUUGCAUUCAAAUGGAGAAACUAAGCUGAAGUUGUCAAUACUCUAAAUAAAUAAUAAAGAAUGCUUGUGUCAGGAUACUGUAGCAUGUUUAAUUUUCUAGCACAAACCCUGUACGAGAUGCCUUACACACGGGUUGAGAAUAGAUAUCCUUAUGAGUUUAUGCCCAGCAUGUUGCAAAAGUUAACUGAAAAGGACAUGUAUGAAGGCCUGAAGAUUACUCUUAUUCAUUUGUUCACAUUAUUAUUAUUAUUAUUAUUAUUAUUAUUAUUAUAUUUUUUUGUUUGCUCUCUUAUGAAAAGUAUUUUGAUUGCUUUCAUGGAUGCCAUCUCACAGGCAAGCUGCAUAAAAAAUACACAAAUGUGUUAUUAUAGAGAAGACACUCUGGCUAUAAGUUUCUAUAUACAAGGUGAAAUUUUGGAUGAAAUAUUUUGCAAUAUUUUGGUUAAAAAAAAAAAUAAAAUUCUGUGAAUGAGGAAAUUCAACAGUGUUUGAGCUUCUCAAAGCUCAGCAGUUUAUAUGAAAUAUUUACAAAUCCAUUGUAAAAUUUACCUUUCUAAAAUCUUAGAAUUGGAAAUGUUUCCUUAACCAUUAUUGGAAAAUCAAGACAGAUAUUGUAUUCCAAUUUAUAUAUAUGAAAAGAAAUGAUAAAAGAAAAUAUAGCUUCAGCUGACAUCGUUACAGGAAAAUGUGAAAAACUUGGCAGGAAAAAACAAAAUGUGUGGGCCAAGAGGAAGAUGACACAGUGUGGUGAAGAAUUGCUGAGGAGACCAUGGAAAAAAUAAGAGAAGUGACACAUGACUGGUCAGUAAGGCUUAAUGAAUGGGUACACCCUUUCACAACUUAAGAGCUACUACAGUGUUCAGAGGAUAUGAUGAAUGAUCAAGUAUCACAACUUGGCAUUGUGGCAUCGAUGCUGCCUUACCCUGUGGCAAUAAAUGGGUUUCCAGCCUGAAAAUAAGUCUGGCAGUUUUUUUUUUUUUCACACCUUAAAUAAACAGACCUAUUGAAGCUUUUGACAUUUUCUUUUCUGCUAGUCUGAUAAAUAAACAAAUGGAAAAAAGAUACACACCUCUGACAAAAAAUAAAAUAAUUUGAUUUUGGGGACAGGCAUGCAAGUGAAAUAAUGAAGUCUUUGGGGACAGUGUUAUUUAUGCUGUGAAAAUACAGCUCUAUUCUUUUUUUAUUGAAUUAAUAUUUGACAUAUGCAUCCAUCCUCAGAAAUGCAUAUCUUGCAUAACCAGACUUCCCUGUGAUAACAACUUUUAUCUUAUUUUCUACUAUUCUUUAGAGGUUCAUGUUGAUUGUAUUCUUAAAGUUAUGCAAUAACUAUUGUAUUUAACAACACUAGGAAGCCAACAUGACUGCUGGAUGUCCUCACUACAACUUUUUUUCCAGUAAGUUAACCAGAAAAGGCUCACUGACUGUGGCUACAACAUGAUUUACAGUCAAAAUAAUUGAAAAAUCUCAUUUACUGUAACUACAUGAUUCAUAGUCCAAACUGUUAGACAUGUCACUGGUAAACUAAUACAUAAGCAAGAAAACUCAGUCUGCUGAAUUUUCCAGAGUUGGUCUUUUAUGGCUGUAUAAUUCAUAUGAUUAAAUUAGGUUGGUACAACUUGAGUAACCACUGUACAGAAGUAUUCAGGGACACAUUAACUUAGCAAAAUGACAUAGUUCCAUUGUUAGAAAUAUGCACACAAAAGCAAACUAUGGUGAUGCAAGACUCCUUGUCUCCCUGAAGCAGCUGACCUUCACAACACAAACAGUAUACUGUAUUUUCUUUUCAAAGAAACUAUAAACAUUGCCAACAAGAAGUACAUGUUAUAGUAGGCCAAAGUUUCUGUGGAUCAUUAUGUAAAACAAAGGACAAAAUUGCAUCUAUUAUAUUUUGUACAGGUAUGCACACUAAAAGGUAUAACUAAACAACUUACUUCAAUGAGCUUUUAAUGAGAAGUGAGAUUUGCCGAGGCACACCCGAGGUCCUUCAACAGGAGGCUGGUGUGGCAGGCACGGACCAGCAGACAACCACACACUGGAGUCUGGUUUCUUGCUUUUGUUUUCAGUUUUUGCCUAGUGUGCUGGGUACCACUGGUGCUGUUCCCACCCAGGCUACUGAUGGCAAGUUUCUAGCAGCAUCUUAGUCAGUCGUGAAAGUAGUUAAUUUAGUUACACUGCAUUUUCUUCACCAGUGUAAGGUAUUCACUGAAGUUUGUAGUUAUGCACCACUAUCAAAAGUUUAACCCAUGCCAAAAAGCACAAAUAACACUGGCUUAGAAUUCUUGUUCACUGUGACCUUUUGAGUUUUGCAAAAAUGGGUUUUGUGAAAUAGAGGUACAUAUCUUGGAUGCUCCAACCAUUACUGACUUAUAUUUGCUGAAUAAUGCCACUCUCCACAGUAGCAAGACAGCAGUUGGCACACACAACCACCAGUAUUCGUAGUCCAUACCCACAUCUUGUUAAAUCCAAAGAUAUCCGAGAAAUCUAUCACAGGUUUCCAGAAGGAACUUCUUAUAGUGUAGAUUGUGUUUAUAAUGCAUGAUCAGACUGGUUCCUCUGAGCAAGGUCCACUGUCAGACUGAUUCCCUUGCAGUUUCUGAUGGUUCAUUAUCAGGCUGUUUCCUCAUUGCACAGAUCAGAUGAAUAAUUUCCAAGUUGCAGGUAUAGUAAUGCAGCUACUUUGAAGGUGUUGAAGUCCCUUCAAACAUAUGACUGGAGUGCCAAUUUCAACAAGGAUGAAUGAUGACUAAAAUAAACAUCCUAGAGUUGUAAUAUGGCUGAGAUGAUCAAUGAGGCCAAUACAAAGGUAUGUAAUAUGCCAAUUAAAAAAAAAAAAAAAAAAAAAAAAAAAAA